AUGCCGCCCAAACGCACUACUCGCCGGGCUGGCGCGACUCCUCAGAGGACACAUCUGGGACCCGAAUAUGAGUCCAUUCUCGACCGUGCGCAAGCGCCUGUUUUGCCCAGUAUACCAGUCCAAGCUUCGUUCAACUAUGGCGCUGCUACCACUACAGCAUUACCUCAGCGCAUGUCGAUAAGGCCCAACAUUGGGAUUGAUCAGAUGGCUGGGGUAGUCGAUGCCCAUCUUGAGACUGCUCGAAGGCGAACAGCGGCUACAAAGAAGAAGCAAGGCACUCAAACACGCAAGCGUGAGCCAACCCCCGACGAAGCUCAGCUUCAGCAGUCGUUGCACCAUGCAGCAGACGAACACUCUGAUAAAACUCCCUCGCCCCCUGUUCCACGUUCAGUCUCUACAGAUAGUCCUGACGCUCAACCUCCAUUACAACGCCAGUUGUCAAAUUCUCCGCUUUAUCCAUCGCCACUUCAACGGAUGGGGUCUCCCCGCAUUAAUAGCCCUAUGGAUAGUUCGCCAUUCCGCCAUAGCUCUGUUGAUAAUGCUUCUGUGGUAUCUUGGAAUCUGGAACGCGAUAUUAACGAAGAUGACCUGCAAAGAACGCGACCAAGUAAACAUGGACGCAACAUCACGGCGCCACCUCGGCGAAUUUCUGGCCUGGCUAAUGUUCUCGAGGAGGACGAAGAAGAAUACGUUAAGUUUGAAUCGACAAGUUAUCAAGAUUUGGAGCCCGAUGCUCCCAAGGAAAGCUUUUUGCGUCGAUGGCUAGGAGCAGUGCGACUCCGACGGAGGGAGCCCCAGAUUCGCAAUGAAGCCCCCAGCGAGGCACGCCGAAAAAGCUGGGCGCAGAAGUUUACAGCAGCAAUGGACGGCCCACACCAAAACUGGAUUCGGGCUGCCUUCUAUUUGCUUCUGUUUCUGAGCUUCAUUUUCGUGCCCCUGAUCGCCGCGAAGCUCCGUGACUAUCUCGCGCACGAUUCUCUGGAUUGGGAUUCACCUUCGAACAUGAGCAUCUCUAAACCAGAAGUUUUCCACAGUCUUCGGAGCCAGGUAUCGAAAAUGGAUGUUCAGAUGUCAUCCUUGUCGAAUGAGCUCAGUUCUGUUCGAUCAGGGCAGUCGCUUUCCAGCGUUCAUGAUUCGACGCCCACAGACCCAACCCUCCAUCGGAAGCCGGUCUACAAGGUAAAUUUCCUCUCGGUGGCGUUGGGGGCGAUGAUCGACCCAGCAAAAACUUCACCUACUUUGGGUCCCAAACAGAGCGCUUCUUUCCGAGCACUCCUCUGGGCGAGUUCAUUUGUAUCCAGACGCACCAUCCGAGCACCACAAUCUCCUAUGUCUGCGCUAAGCACGUGGGAAGAGGUAGGCGACUGCUGGUGCAGUGCCCCUCGAAACGGAACAACCCAACUUGCUGUACUUCUUGGCCGUGACAUCGUGGCAGAAGAGUUGGUAGUUGAGCACAUUCCCGUGGGUGCCUCUCUCGAACCAGAAGCGGCACCUCGAACAAUCGAGCUAUGGGCUCGCUUCAAAGUGAAUCCCCACAAAACACCGAUCAAAGCCAAACCAACACCCGAGGCCAGACCUGGCCGUGGCUUCCUGAAAGUAUUUGGUGAUGCCACCAUGUCACAACCGCCACCGUCAACACAGGCUCCUUCAUCUCGCGAAACAGGUCUUGGGGGAUUCCUAAUCCCUGGAAUUGGCUCGCUUCACGGGUUGGUGAUGGAUCUAUUGCACCGGAGUAACCCAUUCGAACCCCCAAGCGCUUACUCAGACGAUCCAAUCCUCGGACCCAACUUUUAUCGCAUCGGGAAAGUGGAAUACGACCUCCACAGCCCAGACUACGCGCAGACAUUCAAGCUGAACACCAUCGUCGACGUAUCAACUAUUCGUGUUGACAAGGUUGUUUUCAGAGUGACUUCAAAUUGGGGUGCCAACCAUACAUGCAUCUACCGAUUCAAGUUACACGGGCACAUCUAG
Messenger RNA from Penicillium coprophilum, 1971 nucleotides. RefSeq lists its product as uncharacterized. Gene Ontology annotation, cellular component: nuclear envelope; meiotic nuclear membrane microtubule tethering complex. Gene Ontology annotation, biological process: nuclear envelope organization. Gene Ontology annotation, molecular function: protein-membrane adaptor activity. The coding region runs from base 1 to 1971 and encodes 656 amino acids. NCBI's taxonomy places the organism in Eukaryota, Fungi, Ascomycota, Eurotiomycetes, Eurotiales, Aspergillaceae. The transcript has a single exon. The record is from RefSeq and is a predicted model, not a curated record.